This is a messenger RNA of Leptonychotes weddellii (Weddell seal), 1345 nucleotides long. The record is from RefSeq and is a predicted model, not a curated record. Lineage: Eukaryota; Metazoa; Chordata; Mammalia; Carnivora; Phocidae.
UGUCAUCCUGGGGGUGAUAUUCCUUCUGUCAUCCAUAUGUAUAGUGGUCAAAGCCAUCCAUGACCUCUCAACAAGGCUGCUCCCAGAAGUGGAUGAUUUCCUGUUCAGCGUCUCCAUUUUAAGUGGGAUCCUUUGCAGCAUCCUGGCUGUGUUGAAGUUUAUGCUGGGGAAGGUUCUGACCAGCAGAGCACUCAUAACAGAUGGGUUUAACUCCCUCGUGGGCGGCGUGAUGGGCUUCUCCAUUCUUCUGAGUGCCGAGGUGUUCAAACAUAACGCGGCGGUCUGGUACCUGGAUGGCAGCGUAGGUGUGCUGAUCGGCCUCACCAUAUUUGCCUACGGGGUCAAACUCCUCAUCGACAUGGUGCCCAGGGUGAGGCAGACUCGCCACUACGAGAUGUUUGAGUGACAGUGGCCAGUGGGGCCCGAGCCGGCUGCUGUGCAUCCGCACGAACACCGUCAGGACCACGAGGUUUCCACACAGGCAGAUGGUGCCAAUAUUUCACUGAACAUCCAAUUUCUUUUUUGGCAAGUUUGUGUUCAUGGGAACAAGGUCUGCCCGGCAGGUCAGUCUGCACUUCUCCCCCCAUCAACUGUGUUAGGACAACCCGCACAGGAGUGGGGACAGGUUUCCCCACCUCCAGCGGGAACUGACCUUUUCUGUUUUCUGCAGUAAAAAAGGUUCUUGUGGGUAAGAUAAGAUCUCUCCUUGGCAGAAAGUUCCUCUGUGGUGCUCUAAGCCUGAAAUGGAUAGCAACUGACCCGACCCACCUCCUCUGGACCCCCGGUGGCCCCCGCCACCUCCCAUUCCAGAGUCUCUUAUCUCCUGGCAGAUUUUAAGGGAAGACCAUACGUUUUGUCCCUCGCCCCUUGACAUGCCCAGAACCAUCAGUACAGAUCACUUCCUAAUUUCUAUCAAGGUAUUUCAUUAGUUUCAUACUGUUUUACUAAUCCUGACUCUAAACAGAUUUGUCUAAAAGGAGACCAUUCUAUUUUUAAAGUACUUAGUGACACAUGUAUGAGCUUUGCAUGGUUGAACUGAGCACAUGACCAUUUCUUGUACAUUCAGAAGCUGAACCUACAUGUAAAAACAGAAUCCAUUUUUGAGAGAUGUGAAACGACAGUUUAUUUGUAAUAAAUAAUUAUAUAAUCUAUCCAUAUGUGCAUAGAUCUCUAUGCUGUGUGAAGUGGUAAUGGUACGUCCCAGUCUGCUAGAGAUGGCUUGCCCCUUUGUAAGGAACGCGAUGUUCCCUGUUUCUGUAACGUUAGGUAUAGGUUCUGUGCCUCUGGACCUGCUGCUCGUCCAGGCGAUGGUGUCUGACCAAUAAAGACCUUCACCUGUUUUGUA